AUGCUGCUGCUGCUGCUGCUGCUGCUGCUGCUGAUGUUGAUGAUGAUGAUGAGUGGAUGGAUGCGGCCCCCGACACCGGACGCGGAGACGUGGUGUGUGCUCGUCGUCCACAUGUGCCCACUCUACAUGCUGUGCCCGCCGUACUUUCAUACGCCGUGGGGUUUCGGUCAUCGGAAAUUCGGUACGGCGAGCAGCAGCAGCGGAAGUCAGCAGUUCAGCAGUCAGCAGUCGCCGGCCCCGCGGGGCGUUACACACAAGGAUGAGAGGGGUGAGGGGAGCUUUUGCUUUGUCGCCAGGAACGCGCAGAAGUUCGAAUUCGAGAUCCGCAACUGA
Tricharina praecox is the source of this 333-nucleotide messenger RNA. RefSeq lists its product as uncharacterized. The record is from RefSeq and is a predicted model, not a curated record. NCBI's taxonomy places the organism in Eukaryota, Fungi, Ascomycota, Pezizomycetes, Pezizales, Pyronemataceae. The transcript has 5 exons. Bases 1 to 333 code for a protein of 110 amino acids.